AUGUCUACUCCGCCCCCUUCGUCUACGUCUGCGCCGUCCGAUCGGGCGCCCGCGCCCGCAACGAACAUCGUCGUCGUCGAAGACAGCGAGCAGGACACGUCGAAGCAGGCUUCGGGCACAACGCCUGGGAACUCGCGCGCAAGCAUCGCGACGUUCUUUGAUCGUCCUAAAUCUUUUUCGGAAAAGCUCCAGGAUCGCCUAGAAGAAAGUGGCGGCGACGAUUGGACGGAAGUCGAUCACGCCGACGCGAAGGAUAGGAUGUCUGCAUUGCUUUGUGGCACGGUUCGUUCGUGGACGCAGGAUGGGGUGAUGAAACACAAGUGUGUGGUGUGCGGUGCGGAGAUGACCAACACGAAGAUUGGAAUUGUUCGCCCACUCGCGCACGUCUUGGGACUGCCCAUGAGCGGUGCGAGUGUAAGUGCGUGCGAGAAGCGCUUGAAUGAGGUGUUGCGUCGUGGUUUGCAAGUGUUCGGGCGGGUUGUCGACAAGAGAAUUCCGCACGCGGUCGUGAACAUAACGCGAGAGCAACGCGUGUAUAUCAUCGAGCAACUCAGGAGAGCCGUCGACAAGUGUCAAGCCAGAGGCUGGGUACCGCCCGUCGAUACGGACAUCAUCAACGAGGUCCGAACGCCUGGUGGGCUAUUCGACUUGAAGGGAGACGACGCGAACGACGUCCUUGAUGAUCACAUCGUCGAAUUCGCCGCGUGGAACGACUUAUCGGUGAACGCGAUCUCCGGGCGCGGUCGUGGCUCGCUUCACGCUGUGCUCGUAGCCGCUCGCCGGGUGGACGCAAAGGAUUGGCCUAAGACGAUCGAUCGAAAAAGAUUCGGAUCGUCGAAGGGCGAGCUCACGAGAGUGAUGGAACGUCAAGUGAAGCGCGCGACGAACGACUUUACAUGCCAAGUAGGGGACCUGAAAACCUCACGAGUUGGAGUCAGUCUUUGUGUUGACGCGAUGAGUAAAAAUGACCGGUGCACCAACAACUCUGUUGUGUGCAGCGCGAGGGGCGACAUGGUCGUCGGAUCCACGUGGACGGAGAAUCAGGCGAAGAACAUUCCCUGGCACGUGACGGACCUCAAAAAGUGCCUCGACGCCGUCGGGUGGGACGCGGUAUCGUUCAUCGUGACGGAUGGCGAACAGGCGUGUAAAUCCGCGGCGGAGCAAAUCUGCGCGGAGGUAGAGGACUACGAGCCGAGUCCGGGCGUAACGAGGACGCGACUAAAGUAUCCCAAAAUACUUCCGCAGCGUUGCGCGACGCACGGGUAUUCGUUGCUUCUGAAAGAUCUCACGGGCGUCAAGACCGAUCACAUCCGAUGGCUCGAGCGGACGUUCGUGCUCGUCACCGAAGUGAACGAGUUUAUGCGCAUGCACACGUUCGCAAAGCGUGCACGCGACAAACACGCAAAAGAAGGAAACGUCCGCAAACUCCUGAGGUUUGUGGACUGUCGUUACGCGUCCUUUUUCUACCUCGUGGAGAGGUUUGAGGAGAACUGGUCGGUGAUCGCGAAGGCGCUCAUUGACAUCUGCGACGAUCGCAGCGCCUGCGGGAACGCGUUCAGAGAAAAGGCGCGGGAGUAUAAUAUAUGGAUGGGUAUGCCUGGAUUCCGCAACGCGGUCGAUGCGAGCAUCGUAGUGCUCAAACCGAUCGUGAAGGCCAUGCGUCUCACUGACGUGAAGCGACCGAAUCUCUCUUUCGUCGUGGAAAACUUCUUCAAAGCGCGCGCGGAUACGUUGAGCGCACUCCAAGCUGCGUUCGAGAAGAUGAGCGCGGCCGACGCGACCGCGACGGGAACCACAAGACCCGGUCGGGCUAUGUUGAAGUAUAUGCUCGCCGAAAUCGAAUGGUAUUUUGACAAACGCCAGCCGGACAUAGUAAGCGAAUGGGCAUGGGCCGCCGACGCGCUCUCGGCGCCACGGCACCUCACCGCCGAGGUGGACGCCGACGUCAAUUUUGCCAGUCGGAGAUGGGACGCGGUAUCCACGGUCCUCCUCCGACAGUUUCCCGCGGACUCGCCCGAGUAUAAGGACGCCGUUAUGGAGUACGACGAAUUUGUAGCCAGGACGGACGUGCGCCUGUCCGAGGGGUUCUUCGCGCGAAUGUCGCCGUCGGAACGAUUUCCGGUUCGUACUAAACCGGAGGACGUGACGAUGGAUCGGUUGAAGCAAAACGACUCGUAUUGGACGUAUCGUCGCCACCGCGGGAGUGCGCUCGCGGACGUUGCCAUGAGACUUGGGCACGGAUUCGCCGGACAGGGCAGCGCCGAGCGUGUGAACAAGGCGGUGUCUAGGAUUUACACGAAGGUACGGAACAGAAUGGAUGCAAUAUUGACCGAUGCGUGGGUAAAAAUCAAGUACUGGGUCGGACGUAAGCGAAAACGCGCCGAGGAUUCGUCAAAAGCGCUCUCCUCACCCAAGGCGCCGGUACACCCCACGAACGUCGAAGAGUACGAGAGUGACAGCGAGGACGAAGAAGCACCGAAUACAGAGAAUCCAAACGAGCCGCUCCCGCACAACAUCAGAAUCACCAUGGAGAACGGGUCGGAGCGCGUGCUGCGCCCUCUUGCUCUGCAAGGCCUGAGCUUCUUCGACGUGUUUAACGCGCUCUAUGAACAAGUGCCUGGAAACACGCGCUUUGGACCGCUCUACGGGACCCGGGUGCAGUUCUGGAGCGAUCUCUUGGGGACUGUGAUCGAUGAAGCGACUCCGGCUGGUGGUGACUACCCGCCGCGCACAGCGAUGGCGGACGCGCCCACGCCUGAUGGAGCUGGGGAACGCCCGAUGGACGUCGAAGUGCAAACCGCGGUCGCGUCGACGCCGACUCCUGUAGCACUAAUCGAUCCAACACCAGGGCAAUCACAGGGGACGCCGGAACCGGAGCCGAGGAGCCCGGUGGUAGCUGAGACGACUCGUGAGCAGUUGAGUGCCCUUGUCCAUGCUCUUGGAGAGGCCGACGGUCGACCAGCCCCGGUCAACGGUCCAUCAGCCCCGACCGCUGCUACCUCUACUCAACUCGUUCGCGAAGGCGCCGAUCGCUGCAAGCUAUGCGUGAGUCGCGGCGACGAGAAGUGCGCGCACGCGCGUAAGACCGAGCGUUCGGACGACCGCGUGACGCGCGCGAGCAAGCGUUCUCGGCGAGAUGCACCCAAUUGA
Messenger RNA from Ostreococcus tauri, 3150 nucleotides. Its product is annotated as Ribonuclease H-like domain. The record is from RefSeq and is a predicted model, not a curated record. The transcript has a single exon. Bases 1 to 3150 code for a protein of 1049 amino acids. Lineage: Eukaryota; Viridiplantae; Chlorophyta; Mamiellophyceae; Mamiellales; Bathycoccaceae.